Camellia sinensis is the source of this 4780-nucleotide messenger RNA. RefSeq lists its product as uncharacterized. Gene Ontology annotation, biological process: cellular response to heat. The record is from RefSeq and is a predicted model, not a curated record. NCBI's taxonomy places the organism in Eukaryota, Viridiplantae, Streptophyta, Magnoliopsida, Ericales, Theaceae.
AUUUUUAUCCGAUUCAAUGUUAGUGGUGAAGGCAGACAAUAAGUUUUCUUUGCCUUGCUGUUUGACCUUUUCAUUCCAAUUCAUUUGUUUCUAGAGAAAGAUGAAAAAGAAAAUCCAUUUGAAUAUUUUCUUGGUCUUCAAGCAUUCCGACCCUUAGAAACCCAUACCAAAAAAUGGGUAUGUGCUCUCAUCAUCUUCCAAGUACUUGGUCAAAAGCUCAAUCCCUUAUGUAGAGGGUUCCAUUUGAUUCGUUGACCUAGAUAUUCAUUCUUCAGCUUCGUCUGUUGUGAUCCCAGAAAGAUAAAUAUUGUAGAAAAAGAUGGGAAUUUCAGUGUUUGGCAUUACUGGGUAUUGGUUUUUAGUGUUUGGUCAAGCUUUGGACAAUUUUAUUUGGUAAACAAAUUUUAUUGAGUGUAAUAGAAGAUAAAUUACAUCAGGAAAGUCUUCCAAGGAUGGAGUUUUUUCUUUUCUUUUCUUUUUUUAAAAAUACCCAAACCAAGUUUUAAAUAAUAUUUUCCAAUACUCAUCUUCCAAGGAUGAAUGUUUUGAAGUUAUUUCCUAUAUACUCAUGUUGGUUUUUGGAAGUCAUGUUAUGAAAACACUACUUUAAAAAAGUUAUACAAAAAAUAGUUGAAGUUGUGUUUGCGACUUCACAAAACAAUAUGAGUUUGAGAAAUAAAUUGCAAACGCGUAUUUGGAAAAUAUGAUAUGAAAGAAAUCGCCCAAGGAUGCUGCUUUGCAUACUUGCUGCAGGUUUUUUGUUUUGAGGAACAUUCAAAGGGAGACUCCGCUUGAUUGAUGACCUGGCAGAAAUUUUGAGCAUGUCAAAACUCUCCACUGUUCUGGUGCCUAAAAUUUGAUUAGUAUGAUUCCACUAUGGAGUUAACAAUUUUUUCCUUUCAUGUAACCUUUUCAAAAUCUUCUGCUUUAUCUGCUCUGUUUUUCUCUCUUGUUUCCUGCCCUAUUUCCUCUUCUAAUUUGAUCUAUAUAUGCUUUCCUCCAUUUCAGCUCCUCAUCUAGGAAAGUCUCUCUUCCUCCACACACGAUCUUAAAAGCAUGGACACGUGAUACUAUACAUAUGAAAAUUUUAAAAAUGUAGGAUACGUCAUUGGGAAUAUGCAAAAUAUAUAAUUUUAUAUAUUUAUUUAUGUGGAAACUACUUCUAAAUUCUAAUAGCUUCUAUCUGUUCAGUAGGGUUGAAAAGAUUGGGCCAAUGUGAAGAAUUGUGUGGCUAAGUUUUUUCUGUUACCUUUUUGAGAAAUAUUAUACAGGACAGAACUAACAUUAUUUGCAUGCACUUGAUUGAUACACACACUGCUACUAUAUUUCAAGGAAAAUGUUUAGUGGUUAGCAGCAGAAAAUUUUAGGUGAACCUACUAUCGGAGUAGCUUUGAAACACUGUAUGGUUAUUCACGCCAAAGUCUCUUUAAUUAGCUUUUCAGUGCUUUAAAUUGGUUCAUAACAAACAAUUAGGCACAAUUAGCCCUCUCAGACAAGAGUAAAAGUGCCAAGAAUUGCUUUUGUAGCAAGAACGUUAGGGUGAGUUUGGUUGGUAUGAAAGAGGUGGAAAGUUCAGAAAAUAGAUAUGAGAGUGCUAAAAAUUGCAAGAAAGUUGAUUGUUUUGUGCAACUCAUAUAAAGUAUAUUACUUGACUUUCAGCUUCUUGGAAAUUUUUCUAUUAGGCACAUGGUAUUUUUCUUUUAUAUAGUUUUUUCUAUUGGAAAUGAACCUUUGUUAUCUCAUUUCUCAAAUUUCUUACUAUUUUCUUACAAAAUUUUUAUCUUAACAGAAUGCGUACAAGAAAUUAAUUUUCAGUACUUUCACUUUAUUUUCUGUUACUUUUAUUUUUGACGCUAAUCAAACGCAACCUAAGGAACUAAACAGGCACAUAGACCACUAUUCUUGCCUGAUGAUCCAUACCAAACCUGCAGUUCAAUUGUCAUUCUUUUAGAAUUUUUAAUUUGUGAAUGUAUUUAUGGAGGAAAAAUUGAGAAAGAAAAAAAAUGUUUUUCUCUUAAUCACUUUUUCUCCUCUUUCUUUUCUCUUUACAGAUUUAAGAACCAAAUAUAAGCUUAAGAUGUGUGAAUAAUUUGUAUCUACAAUCAUUCUAAGGUUGUUAAACUCUUCCUAUAUAUUAUUAUAGCAUAUAAACAACUGUAAUUGGUUAGUGAUACCGCCAUAGUAUAACACCAUUAUACUUAAUAUUUAUUCCUAUUAUACCCUUUUUUAUGCCAAACUAAUUAGUGUUCUAUUGUUCAAGCCAAUGGCAGUAAUAUUUCCCUAUAAUAUUAUCUCUAUUAUGAUUGGCAUAAGUUUUGUUAUAGUAGGCCAAUGUUUCAGCACUGGAAUCCUCUGUUCUAAAAAAAAGUGUCGGUCUUGUGUCCCAUCAUUUAUAAUUAUGUGAUCUGAUUUUUUUAAAUUAAAAAUAAAAUAAAAAUCAAAUAGUGUCUCUAUACUACAUGAACAAAGGAUAAAUAUCUUUUUUAUGACACAAGAUUCUGUGCCAGUAAUCCAUUGUUGUUUUGGCAGCAGUAGACUAGCUAGAAAUAUCUAUAUCUUCCUCAAUAAUGCAAAUCAAAAUUUUGUAUACCCUACCCAAGGAAAAUAAUGAGAGGAGCCAUUGGGGGCAAUGGUCAUCACAACAAACUUGCUUCUUGUUGUUGGUACAACAUCAAUCGCUUUAAUUGCUAAAAGUUUUUGUUGGUUGGAGUUAAAAGUCCCGUACAUCAAUAAUGUGGGCAAUCUAUCAAUGGUUGCCGUCACAAUUGAUUUCCACAAUGUUACAUUCAAAAGAAGCCAUGUAUACAAGUUGAAGUUUAGCUAUUGUGAGAUUUGGUGAGUAUCAAAUGUACAUAGUCUUAUUUCUGCAUACAGAGAGACUGUUUCUGUAGUUUGAAUCCUUAACACUAGAUCACAAAUUUGAACUUUCAAUAAGUUAAUUUAUAAUAGACAAAGUUAUGAAAUAAGGCAAUUCAUGCAACCAAAUAUGCCCUGAUAUUGUUUGAGAAUAUGACUUACUGCGUAUACAAUAUAUUAAAUGUUACAAUGAUUCAAAUUGUAUAAAUAACUCUGUUUUUAAUCAGAGAGUAACUAAAGAAUGGGCAUUUAUCAAGUUAAGAAUCACAAAUUGGACAUUAGCUUCCCCUCAAAGCAAAUAAAAUAAACUCAAACAAGUAACCAACUUUUUAAAACUGUUUUCAAAUAGCCUCAACACCACCACCAUGUGAAGAAGCAAAGCACAUAUGCUUUGCUAACAUGUAAACAUGUAAGUAGUACAUUUUUGUUGCUUUGUUGAAGCUCCACCUAACAAUUCUCUCUAUUGUUCAACUCAAUUCAAUCAAAAUCAAACCCAAUUUUCACAAAAAAUGGAACUUGAAUUGGGACUCAAGAUCUCCAGAAAUGUAGAUGAUCUUACCACAGCUAACCUUGUAAUUGCGAAAGACCGAGCCGGUCCUGCUUUUGUAUCUAGGGAAACAGACACCAUGUUCAUCCUCACUGCCCAUCUCAAAGGUUACAAGAGAGAAUACAUAAAGAUAGAGAUAAAUGAGGAUGGGACUCAAAUUGCGAUAAAUGGCGAAAAGCCGGUUCAAGAGACAGUGAUGGUAGGUUGGAAGGUGUACAAGAAUGAGAUAGAGAUGAGAGGCUUUAAAAAGGUUUUUAAGAUUCCAGAUGGGGUGAAUUUGGAUAAAAUCAAAGCAAGGUUUAAGGAAGAAGAAUCGACUCUGACAAUUUCAAUGCCAAAGUUGGUAAAAGGAAUCAGCGGGAUUAGGGUUGAGGAAGUGGAAGAAGUGGAGGCUGCAAGAGCAAGUCCAGAGUCAUCACGAGUUACUGAAAGUGAGAUAUUGCAACAAGAAGAAUAUAGAAAACCAGGUAUUGAAGAAAUCAAAGAAAGUGAUCAAGAUGAUGAAAAAAAGCCCGGUGGGCCUGAAAUUGUGCGCGAUAAAGAGUUUGGAGAAUUGGGUACUGAAAAAGUUGAGCAGGGUGGUCCAAUGGCGGCACACCCAGAAGAAAGUUCAGGCCUAGAGGUUCAUGCAACAAAGAAAGAAAAUCAAGAAGCAGAGAAAGAAAAACCAAGUGAUUCAACAAAACCUGUAAUAGAUCAAGUGAUUCAAGAAAAAGAAAUUCCAAGUGCUCCACUAUUAGUUGAAGAGGCUCAUGAGGAGAGAAGAUUAGAAGAGAGUGUUGAAUCAACAAAAAGUGUGACAAAUCAAGUGAUUGAACAAAAAGAAGUACCAAUUCCUCCACCGUUAGUUGAAAAAGCUCGAGUCGUUAAGGAACAGACUGAUGACGAAAUUCCCCAAGUGGAAAGUGAAAUGCAGGGACGAGAGUUAGAAAGAGAGGAAACACCUCAAGUUAUUGCAGAACCAAAGGAAGACAAAGGUGAAGAAGAAAAUGAUAAAAUUGAAACUUCAAAGAUGAAAGAUCAAGAAGUUCAUGAGCCUCAAGGGAUGGAGAAAGAGAAACGUCUUGGAGACCAAGCAAAUCAAGCGAGGCAACCACAGGAGAAAAGGUCCAGCUUAUGUGUUCCGAUCAUGGCAGGAUCGGCUUUUCUUGUUACUAUAAUUGUGCUUGUGAUUCACUUGAGUAGGACUAAAAGCCCACCUAGCAAAAAGAGAGAUUAGAGCUAAACAUAUGAAAUUGUGUUAUUCCAAUGGCAUACUUUCCUUUGUUCUUCCAAAUUAGUUGGAUUAAGUUUGUGGUUCAUUAAUUAUUAGUUGAUCUUGUUAGUGUGGUUUUCAAAACAAUUUCUCAAGAAAUUUUAUGAUUUUCUUUUUCUUUU